ACAGGGCCGUCCCUCUGGCUGUCUGUGUCCUAAUCUCCUCCUCUAAGGACCCCUAUCAGACUGGGUCAGGGCCACCCUAAUGGCCACAGUUUAACUUCAUCACUUCUUAACCAUUCUAGCUCACAUUUGGAGGUGCUGCGGUCAGGACUUCAAUAUAUGGAUCUUGGGGACACAAUUCAGCCCGUAGGCAGGGCCUCUCUGUCCCCCAACCUCCCUCCAGCCCCAACCACAUGGCUCCCCAGGAUCCAAAUAUUCCCCUGACUCAAGGAGAUGGGCUCAGCCUGGUGCUUUUUUGGGCUCAAAUGAGUUUAGCUGGAACAUUUCUGGGGCAGCAGAGUCGGGUCCACGGCGGCGUGAGGCCCCCUCUGGCAUCAGUCCCAUGCAGCAGCCUGAUGAGUCCAGUCCAACUCCAGCAGUGGCCUGAGGGAGCUGGGGACAGGUGGGACUCAGCCUCACCUGCACGGGGCACAACGAGAGCCAUGGUGGCCUGGGGACCCCCGUGCAGCUCGAGGCCCCUUCAGUUGGCAGGGACUUGGCACUCCAUGGCCAUGGCGGCCAGUGACUUCUCCCUCCUGGAGACCAAGGAGGCCCCCCUGAGGAUCUACAUCAGCUCGCUGCAGCCCACCCCCGAGGGCAACCUGGAGAUUGUCCUGCGCAGAUGGUCACAGAAACGAAGCCCUUUCAGGGAGAGCAACCAGUGCAUUGAGGAGAAGAUCAUUGCAGAGAAAACCGAGAACCCCAUUGAGUUCAAGAUCAACUAUCUGGAUGAGAACAGGAUCUACCUGUUCAACACCGACGGCAGCAAAUAUUUGUUCCUCUGCCUGGAGAGCACCCCCAGGCAGAACCUGGCCUGCCAGUACCUGGUCAGGACCCUGGAGGUGGAUGACAAGGUCAUGGCGGAAUUCAUCAGCUUUCUCAAGACUCUGCCUGUGCACAUGCAGAUCUUCCUGGACAUGACCCAGGCAGAAGAACAGUGCCGCAUCUAGAUAAGCUCCUGCUCAGUCCUGCCUCCUGGGUCCCGGAGCCUCGGCCCCUGUGCGGACGGAGAGGAUGUCGCCUUCCUGGGAGGGACGAGGAGGCUGAUGACCAAGGCACAUUUCCUGGGACCCUGGGACCCUGGGACCUCCUGGGCCUCAGCCUGGGGUCUCCUGUCCUAAGCUGUCCCUCUCUGAGCAAUAAAUAACCUCGUCCCCUGA
Cercocebus atys (sooty mangabey) is the source of this 1196-nucleotide messenger RNA. Its product is annotated as beta-lactoglobulin-1-like. Lineage: Eukaryota; Metazoa; Chordata; Mammalia; Primates; Cercopithecidae. The record is from RefSeq and is a predicted model, not a curated record. The transcript is spliced from 6 exons. The coding region runs from base 231 to 986 and encodes 251 amino acids. Gene Ontology annotation, molecular function: small molecule binding.